GUCUACCUCGGGUGCCUGGUCUGUGGAACUCAAGACUCACUACAUAUAAUCCCGCCAAUCGCCAUAUUUAGGAUGAAGGACGUUUAGUGUAACGUCUAUGCCCACCGUUCACUCUUCCGCGUUUCUUACGCCUCUAUUGCGCUACCCUUGCAGAAGACCUGCGCCAGCGCCAACGCAGUUUCAUCCGACCUUCUACAGUGCACGCUUGACCCUGUAUCGAGUAGAAUCGCAUUAUUCGCUUUCGCAAUCCAGGUUAUCUGGGGUCUAUCAGCAGCUGAAAAGGGUUCCUAACGGCAUUUGUACGAAUACAACGCGGCUAGCUCUCACAAUGGCGGACUCAAAAGGCAGGAAGCAAGCUACCCUGGGGAGGUUCUUCGGUUCAGAUUCAAACUCGAAGGAAGCCCCCAAGAAGCAAACCACGCUAUCAUUUUCAAACAAGAAAGGCAAAGCCACAAAAGAUGCGACUCGAUCAGAAACGGUGCAAAAUCCUGCCCCUGUCAACGGACAUGUGGUUAACGGGAGCGCAAACGUUGACGCUGACACUGCGGACUCUGCCGCUGAUUCUGAGCCGGAGGCUGUCAAGGCAGACGAUCCGGGCGAGUCAAACAACUUGAAAAGAGAGAAUAGCAGCGAAGAAGGGGAUAGUGAUGUUCAGCCUGCGAACAAGCGCCGCCGGAAGGCCUCGCAAGGGGACGAAGCACCCGCCGCUUCGAAAAGAAAAACCGCGACACCAAAGAGUCCCAGAAAGCGAUCACAAUCGAAAGAGCCGUCGCCACCAGCCGCCAUUGUAAAGGCAUCAGGAGAGAUAACGCCGGAGAAGGAAGCAAGCGCCUCGGAUAAGGAAGAAGCAGAAGAAGAGGCACAGUCUGCUAGCGAGGACGAAGAAGAUGAGAAGCCCGAGAUGAAGAAGAAGAAGAUUGAGAAGGCUCAAGCUACAUUGAAGGCCAACGGAACCGAACCCUACCCCGACUGGAAAGCCGGCGAUCCGGUCCCAUACGCCGCCCUCUGCACCACCUUCUCCCUCAUCGAGAUGACUACAAAGCGACUGGUGAUCCUGGCCCAUUGCUCGCUUUUCCUUCGCCAAGUACUGCGCUUGACUCCCCAAGAUCUGCUCCCCACAGUCCAGCUUAUGAUCAACAAGCUGGCUGCGGACUACGCUGGAAUCGAGCUUGGAAUCGGCGAGUCCCUCAUCAUGAAGGCGAUUGGCGAGAGUACUGGACGUAGUUUGGCCGUGAUAAAGACGGAUCAACAUGAGAUCGGUGACCUUGGCUUGGUGGCUGCUAAGAGUCGUGGCAACCAGCCGACUAUGUUCAAGCCGAAACCCUUGACGGUUCGAGGGGUGCAUGAGGGUCUCCUCGCCAUUGCUAAGGUCCAGGGUCAUGGUUCUCAAGACAAGAAGAUCUCGGGCAUCAAAAAGCUCCUUUCGGCCGCUGACGCAGCAACUGCAGGUAAAGGCAGCAAAGGCAUUGAUAUUACCAAGGACAAGGGUGGUCCCAGCGAGGCUAAAUACAUUGUUCGAUUCCUGGAAGGAAAGCUGAGACUUGGGCUGGCGGAAAAAACUGUGCUUGUUGCCCUUGCUCAAGCUGUAGUCGCACAUGAGGCCGCUUUAGAUGGUCAGAAGACUCCCGCUGCCGAGAAGCUGGCAGAAGGCGAGGCGAUUCUGAAGACUGUCUACAGUGAACUACCGGCGUACGAAGUGAUUAUUCCUGCCAUCCUCGAGCACGGCCUGUUCAACUUGCGCGACGUCUGCAAGCUGCAGCCGGGUAUUCCCCUCAAGCCUAUGCUUGCCAAACCGACCAAGUCCAUUACCGAAGUGCUUGACCGGUUCGAAGGGAAAGAGUUCACCUGUGAGUACAAAUACGAUGGGGAGAGAGCGCAGAUCCACUACGUCGCCCCUGACUCGAUCCAUCAAUAUCCGGGUGCGACGGCCACCUUGAAGAAGGACAGCAAAGGCCUCAGCGCCAUCUUCUCUCGGAAUUCCGAAGACCUAUCGAAGAAAUACCCCGAUGUGCUUGCCAAGCUUGACGGCUGGAUUAAGGACGGUGUGACAAGUUUUGUGCUAGACUGUGAGACGGUUGCUUGGGACACAGUGACCAAGAAGGUCCUGCCAUUCCAGCAACUUAUGACCCGCAAGAGGAAGGAUGUCAAAGCGGAGGAUGUCAAGGUCAAAGUCUGCGUAUUCGCCUUCGACCUUCUGUUCUUGAACGGAGAGCCUACCGUUAAGAAAAGCUUACGAGAACGCCGUGAACUGAUGCAUGAAUCUUUCCAAGUCACUGAAGGCGAGUUUCAAUUUGCACAAUAUGGCAACACGAACGUGGUGGAUGAGAUCCAGACCCUGCUCGACGAGAGUGUCAAGGCAUCAUGUGAAGGUCUGAUGGUCAAGAUGCUGGACACCGAGGAGAGUGGCUACGAACCGAGCAAACGGAGUCGAAAUUGGUUGAAGGUCAAGAAAGAUUAUCUCAGCGGGGUCGGUGACUCUCUUGAUCUUGUGGUUCUCGGCGCCUACCAUGGUCGAGGCAAGCGUACUUCGGUAUAUGGUGCCUUCCUCUUGGCCGCGUACAAUUCGAGUACCCAGACGUAUGAGACGAUCUGCAACAUUGGCACCGGAUUCUCCGAAGCAGUUCUGGAAGAGUUCUAUAAUGAACUCUCGCCUCUGACCAUUGACCGACCCAAGCCUUUCUACUCUCAUUCGACUGUUCCCAAGGACCAGCCCGAUGUAUGGUUUGAACCGCGACUUGUAUGGGAGGUCAAGACUGCGGAUCUGACCCUUAGUCCCCGAUAUAAGGCCGCAGCGGAUGAAUUCGUGGGGACGACUGGAGGAGGAAAGGGCGUUUCUCUUCGCUUCCCGCGCUUCAUUAAAUCUAGAGACGACAAGAAACCCGAGCAGGCAACGACCACGCGGGCCGUGGCGGAGAUGUACCGCAAACAGGAGGCGGUCCAGAAGGAGAAUGCUGGCAAGGGAGGAGUGGACGAUGAUUUUGAAUACUAAGGUUCCCGAGUUCCUGCAUGUCUUUGAUGGCGUGGGAGGUACCUGUACAUGUAAUGCCGUUGGGGUUCUGGAUACCCACUUUGAUGUGUCUGCUUUGUUGCAUUGUUAGAGUUCCAAGUUCCCUCUGUAAGGGCCCUUUCAUCGAGUAGGUCAAGAUCUGCCCUUUACCGACCGAGCGGGUGUUUCAUGC
This is a messenger RNA of Aspergillus ibericus CBS 121593, 3179 nucleotides long. Its product is annotated as DNA ligase (ATP) CDC9. The transcript has 4 exons. Gene Ontology annotation, molecular function: ATP binding; DNA binding; DNA ligase (ATP) activity. The record is from RefSeq and is a predicted model, not a curated record. Gene Ontology annotation, cellular component: mitochondrion; nucleus. Gene Ontology annotation, biological process: lagging strand elongation; DNA recombination; Okazaki fragment processing involved in mitotic DNA replication. The coding region runs from base 329 to 2989 and encodes 886 amino acids. NCBI's taxonomy places the organism in Eukaryota, Fungi, Ascomycota, Eurotiomycetes, Eurotiales, Aspergillaceae.